AUGGUUGGUUGUGACGUAGGCGAUGGCAAGAGCAAGUCUGCUCUUACCCCUGGGAAAAGCUGGAUUGAACACAGUGAAUUGCCCAGAGAGCAUUAUUACCCAAAGCAAGCCAAGCCGGGAGACAGCCAAAGCCGUGAGGAUUCCAUCCGCAGAGGAGACCCUCCGUCUCUUGACCCAGUCAAUGGCAUUCACCAGAACUAUGAAGACAUUGGGAAAAUUCCCAAGAACAAAUUCCACCAAUGCUAUGCCAGAUACGAUCUCUACGAUAAACCCCGGCCACCAAAGCCCCAGAACGUGACUGUGUUGGGAGGAGAGAUGUGCAAGGAUGUGACCAUGCUCAGACAAGGCUCGUGUCUGGGUCCACCCAACCCAGGCCGACCCAUGAUACUCCAGAGCUGGUCCAGAGCCUCCUCCACGAUGCUGCUGGUCUUGCUCACUGCGGCCCUGCUGGCCCUGAGCUCUGCUCAGCGAUAUGGUCAAGAUUCAGGUCAUCCAGUGAAGAGAGCCAGGAGCACGGUCCUCACCAGAGACCCCCGCAACACGGACCCCCACAACACGGACCCCCGCAACACGGACCCCCGCAACAUGGUCCUCACCAGAGACCCCCGCAACACGGACCCCCGCAACACGGACCCCCGCAACACGGACCCCCACAACACGGACCCCCACAACACGGACCCCCGCAACACGGACCCCCGCAACACGGACCCCCACAACACGGACCCCCACAACACGGACCCCUGCAACACGGACCCCCGCAACACAGACCCCCGCAACACGGACCCCCGCAACACGGACCCCCGCAACACGGACCCCCGCAACACAGACCCCCGCAACACGGUCCUCACCAGAGACCCCCGCAACACGGACCCCCGCAACACGGACCCCCGCAACACAGACCCCCACAACACGGACCCCCGCAACACGGACCCCCGCAACACGGACCCCCUCAACACGGACCCCCACAACAUGAGACCCCCACAACAGGGACCUCCCCAGCAGGGACCUCCCCAGCAGGGACCCCCACAGCAGAGACCCCCACAGCAGGGACCCCCACAGCAGAGACCCCCACAACAGGGACCCCCACAGCAGGGACCCCCCCCACAGGGACCCCCCCAGCAGGGACCCCCCCAGCAGGGACCUCCCCAGCAGGGACCUCCCCAGCAGGGACCUCCCCAGCAGGGACCCCCACAGCAGGGACCCCCCCAGCAGGGACCUCCCCAGCAGGGAGGCCCCCAGCAGAGAGGCCCCCAGCAGGGACCCCCCCAGCAGGGACCUCCCCAGCAGGGAGGCCCACAGCAGGGAGGCCCCCAGCAGGGACCUCCCCAGCAGGGAGGCCCCCAGCAGGGAGGCCCCCAGCAGGGAGGCCCCCAGCAGGGAGGCCCCCAGCAGGGAGGCCCACAGCAGGGACCCCCCCAGCAGGGACCUCCCCAGCAGGGAGGACCCCAGCAGGGACCCCCCCAGCAGGGACCCCCACAGCAGGGACCCCCACAGCAGGGACCCCCCCAGCAGGGACCUCCCCAGCAGGGAGGCCCCCAGCAGGGAGGCCCCCAGCAGGGACCCCCCCAGCAGGGAGGCCCCCAGCAGGGAGGCCCCCAGCAGGGAGGCCCCCAGCAGGGAGGCCCACAGCAGGGACCCCCCCAGCAGGGACCUCCCCAGCAGGGAGGCCCCCAGCAGGGAGGCCCCCAGCAGGGAGGCCCCCAGCAGGGAGGCCCCCAGCAGGGACCCCCACAGCAGGGACCCCCCCAGCAGGGACCUCCCCAGCAGGGAGGCCCCCAGCAGAGAGGCCCCCAGCAGGGACCCCCCCCAGGAGGCCCCCAGCAGGGACCCCCCCAGCAGGGAGGCCCCCAGCAGGGACCCCCACAGCAGGGACCUCCCCAGCAGGGACCCCCCCAGCAGGGACCUCCCCAGCAGGGAGGCCCCCAGCAGGGACCCCCACAGCAGGGACCUCCCCAGCAGGGAGGCCCCCAGCAGGGACCCCCCCCAGCAGGGACCUCCCCAGCAGGGAGGCCCCCAGCAGGGACCCCCACAGCAGGGACCCCCCCCAGCAGGGACCCCCCCAGCAGGGACCUCCCCAGCAGGGAGGCCCCCAGCAGGGACCUCCCCAGCAGGGAGGCCCCCAGCAGUGAUGCCCCAAGGCCAACCUUCAAAGGAACCCACAAGUCCAUAUCAGGUACGAUUUAA
Molecule: messenger RNA, 2184 nt
Organism: Dipodomys spectabilis (banner-tailed kangaroo rat)
Lineage: Eukaryota; Metazoa; Chordata; Mammalia; Rodentia; Heteromyidae
Product: basic salivary proline-rich protein 2-like
Source: RefSeq, a predicted model, not a curated record